Ruditapes philippinarum (Manila clam) is the source of this 1078-nucleotide messenger RNA. RefSeq names its product TPR and ankyrin repeat-containing protein 1-like. The transcript has 7 exons. Gene Ontology annotation, biological process: post-translational protein targeting to endoplasmic reticulum membrane. Gene Ontology annotation, molecular function: molecular adaptor activity; protein binding. Bases 128 to 1078 code for a protein of 316 amino acids. The record is from RefSeq and is a predicted model, not a curated record. NCBI's taxonomy places the organism in Eukaryota, Metazoa, Mollusca, Bivalvia, Venerida, Veneridae. Gene Ontology annotation, cellular component: membrane; TRC complex.
UUGAUUACCAAUGACAUGUCACAAUAAACAGAUAAAAACUGAGUUACUAAUGGAGUGGCAUAUAUUUUACAGACAAAUCUGGUGAAGAAGCUAGAUUGACUCUUCACGACCACCGGUCGGUAACAAGAUGGCGGGUUUUCAAAGAUUUCCAAACCCGGAUCCCAUGUUCAUGUUCAAAGAACUCAAGGACAAUGGAAACAAAGCGCUGAAAAAGAAUCGUUUAGCUGAGGCCCAUCAUUGGUACAAUGCUGCCUUAUGUUUCUUACAACAACCGUCCAUAUCCCCGCAAAUUGCGAAUGAACAUCACGUUAUUUUGUGUAACAGGUCACACGUUUUUUAUAGACAAGGUCUAUAUCAACAGUCGGAGGAUGAUGCAUUGACUGCAAUAAGUAUUUGUCCAAAAUAUGUCAAGGCAUAUUGGAGAGCAUCUCAGGCUAUAUUGGCCGAUCCUAGAAAUAAAAAAGAACUAGCUGUAAAGUACCUAGCGGAUGCACUUUGGUUGGUUUUUCAAGAAGAUGGAAACGAACAAGAUCAGAGGCAUUUUUUAACAGAAAUUUGCAAGCUUGCAUCUGAUGCUAAUAUCACAGGUUCAAAGCAAACAACUUUGCGCAAUCUUCAUCUACCAGACGCUCGGAACAAAAUUUGGUUGUCAGUUGUAAAGAAACUUUGUGACCAGAAUAAAUGGGAAAGCAUGGCCAUGCUUUUGAUACAUUAUGACUCAAGGAAUGUUCAGCAUUCUUUGAAUACACUAGACGUUUCAGAAUGGAAGUGUGGUGACAUUAUUGUCGGCAAACUUCUGUCUUCUUUGUCCGAUGACAAAAUGGCAGUAUAUGGGGAAAGAUUGGCAAUUUUUCUUCUUCAGAAGGGCGCUUCAAUUGAAACUAUUGAAGAGUAUACAAUGACGAAUUCCUUGCACUUUCUCAUAAACUUGUCAUUGAGAAUUCGAUCAGUGUUAUUAUUAAGAUUUGUCCUUGACAAUUUCGAGUGUAUCCGAGCAAAGAUAAAUUACCAAGAUAACGAAGGGAACACAGCAUUACAUUUAGUUGUUAAAGCAAGUGUAGACAACGUUGUAUAUUGA